Molecule: messenger RNA, 1160 nt
Organism: Caenorhabditis sp. 36 PRJEB53466
Lineage: Eukaryota; Metazoa; Nematoda; Chromadorea; Rhabditida; Rhabditidae
Source: the annotation of a GenBank genome assembly
AUGGUCACUUCCUCAUUCUCUCAUUCAUUCCCACUUGUUUUGGUUCGUCAUCAAGUCUCUCUUCUCGUGAGUUUUUUCAUUUCUCGCCAUCACUUUUAAUUGCUCUCGUUUUUCAGGCAAACGGAAUGUCUGAAAAGCCGACGAAAGCGCGAGACGGCAAGAACUCUUCGAAUACGGAAAAAGAGAAGGAAGCGACGAUGCGGGAGACGAGAAAACGACGGACCCUUCAUGAUCUGAACAAGACGGCGAAGGUGAUGGAUUCGUUGGGUGCCGACGACGACGGCACCUUGGAGCAAUCGGACACCGAGGACGAGCCGUUCUCGAUGGUCAAGAUGUCGCGCUUCGAGUGGAAGACCAAUCAUUACGGAGGGCGGAAGACGACGGAGAGGAGAAAACCGAAGGGAAGAUUCAGCAAGGAGACCCAUUUCCCGUGGUUGGCCGGAGCUGAGGGACCGUCCGAAAUCGCCGACUCGCAAACGGGAUCCCCGAAGGAAUCCGUCCCUCGGCCGGAAAAAGAAGCGUUCUUGCUGGAAUUCUUGGCUUCUAAUGAACCAAUUGUCGCCGAAGCCGCCAAAGAACCCGAAGGGCCCAAAAACGAUAUAAUCCAUCUGGAAGAUGACGAUGACGAUGAUGUUAUUGUGCUCACACCACCGCCGGUUUCUGGAACCCGAAAGUCUGCUCCAAAAGAAGGGACCAAGGAUCCUUCGAACGGAAAAAGUGACGGUAUGAUAGUGAAAAAAGAGCCAAAUGAAAUUGAGGCGCCACCAAUGACGAUCGAGAAGGGACCAGUGCCGGUCCCGGUGCGUCGACACAUGAAAGUGAAGGUUGAAGUGAAGAAAGAAGUGGAAGAGGAACCACAAGUGCCAAAGGAGCAAAGGAACCGCAAGGAACCGGAAGUGCCGCAGGUCCCGUUGGCUGCCAACCCCCCGAUCAAAGUGGUCCCGCCAGUUCAGGCGCCGGCCCCCAAAGUCCACUCGUUCACUGGCGAACAGCUCGCCGAGUACCAUUCGACGUAUAUGAAGACGAUCAAAGAGCUCGAGACGCGAGUGGACAUGCUGGGCGCCUAUUUGAUCAUGAAGGGCGGCGACCAGGCGGUGAACUCUCUGCUCACCGUCCACACCAACGGACUUCCGCUCGAGAGAUUCGCCAAGCGAGAAUGA